Messenger RNA from Argiope bruennichi, 4331 nucleotides. RefSeq names its product neuroligin-4, X-linked-like. Bases 844 to 3414 code for a protein of 856 amino acids. The record is from RefSeq and is a predicted model, not a curated record. NCBI's taxonomy places the organism in Eukaryota, Metazoa, Arthropoda, Arachnida, Araneae, Araneidae. Gene Ontology annotation, biological process: modulation of chemical synaptic transmission; neuron cell-cell adhesion; chemical synaptic transmission. Gene Ontology annotation, cellular component: postsynaptic membrane; cell surface; synapse. Gene Ontology annotation, molecular function: neurexin family protein binding; signaling receptor activity. The transcript is spliced from 8 exons.
UGCGCAGAGGGAACUUGAGGAGGGAGACUGUAGGAGGCGAGCACAUGCCUCAGAUGAUUCCGAGGGAAGCCAACAGUAGUCAACUCUGCCACUUCGUUUUACAGCUUUUCUGGAUUGUGUCCUAGCAAUGGAAAUUUUUAUUCAACAUGUUUCGAUAUCGAUUCUUACCAUUCUGUCAUCGAUGGUGUGACAGAAAUUUACAGCACUGAUGCACAGAUCAUUUUUUUUCGUUCAGUGUAUUUCACUUGUUUGCUUCAUGUCUUGCUAGAAGUUAAAAUUUCAAAUCUGAAAUUUUAGUUUUUGGAAGUUAAUUGGAAUUACUGACAUUUGAUUGUUACGUGCUUAUAUUAGAAUUUGGUUUGUGAUGAUGUGAUGUAAUUUAUCUCGAUUUCUUUUUCUCAAGUAUAUCUUGAUGGUUGAAACAAUGCCGAAUCGUAUGUAUAGCAACAAAUGAAGAAUUUACUGCUGAAUAAAUAUGAUUUAAAAAAAAUAAUUUUAGAAUUUCAUUAAAAAACUAAUUUUGGAAGAAAACUGUUAAUUGUUGUUGUUGUUCGUAUUAUUAAAAUUGUAAAACAUUAAAAAGCAGCAUCCGGUAAUGAUUUAUUAAUUCAUUGUUUUUUUGAAUCUGAAAAAUAAAUUCGUUAAAAAUCGAUAUGAAGUUCCUCAUAAUAAACUUCGAAUCAAUCUGAUAUUCAAAUGCUUUUAAAUAUAAUUGGAAGCUGAAUUUGCAUUCGUCAUAAGAAUAUUGCCAUUCAGUUAUUUCGUUAAUAUUUCCAAAUAAAUAAUUUGGAGAGUUGUGUGUGCUAAGAAAAAAAACAGUAAAAAAAUAUUUUAUACAUUUUAAUGAGCAGUAAAAUAUUUGUAAUCAUGGAUAACUUCAGUAAUUCAAGAUUCCUUCUGAAGCCGGUGUUAUUAUUUGUGUUUUUUGGAAUAUUGUUUUCCAAAGGAUUAUUAGGUGCUGUGACUGAGACUCAACGACCAAGUAGUAGAGUUGUUUCAACCAAAUAUGGAUCAUUAAGAGGAGUUAUUGUAACUUUGUCCAAUAGGCAUUUGCAACCAGUUGAAAAAUUCCUUGGUGUCCCAUAUGCUGGAGUACCCACUGGUUCAUUGAGAUUUAUGCCACCGGUAACGCCACCUCAUUGGAAAGGUGUAAGAUCGGCAGAUCAUUUGGGUCCAGUUUGUCCCCAAAAGUUACCAAAUAUUUCCAACGAGACAGAAGCCCUAAAAAGAAUGCCUGCUGGAAGACUCGAUUACUUGAAGAGACUCUUACCUUUCCUCACCAACCAAAGUGAAGAUUGUUUGUACUUGAAUAUAUAUGCACCAGCAAGUGUUGGAAAAGAAGACCACCCCAAGCUCCCUGUGAUGGUGUUCAUCCACGGGGAAUCUUACGACUGGAAUUCUGGGAACGCGUACGACGGUAGCGUCCUAGCAAGUUUCGGAAAUGUAAUCGUUGUCACUAUUAACUUCAGGCUGGGAUUGCUAGGUUUCCUUCCUGCCUUGGACGAAUCUUCUCGAGGCAAUUACGGCAUCAUGGAUCAGGUGGCAGCGCUGCACUGGGUUCAAGAGAACAUUCCGGAAUUUGGUGGCAAUCCAAAGAACGUCACGGUCUUUGGCCACGGGCAUGGGGCUGCCCUUGUCAAUAUCCUUAUGCUGUCUCCUUUGGCCAGAGGUUUAUUCCAGCGAGCUAUCUUACAAAGUGGAUCUGCUCUUAGUCCUUGGGCAAUCGCGCGAGAUGCUCUUACUUAUACUCGUCAAGUGGCGGCCCAUUUGAAAUGCCCCACUAAAGACAGUACAGCACUUAUCGCCUGCCUUGGUAAAAGACCGGUUGAAGACAUCCUGAAUGCUCCACUUAGAGUCCCAGAUCACUUGAUAGCAUUUGGACCAACCAUCGAUGGUGUAGUAAUACCAGGUGAACCAGCUGUUCUAAUGGAGAAACAACAUGACUUAUUUGCACAAUAUGAUCUUCUUCUUGGAGUCAGUCGAAUCGAGUAUUAUUUCAAAUUCUCAAGUCAAGAAGAUAGAAUGGGCAUUGAAGUAGCUAGAAGAGACAGACUUUUAAGGACAUUGGUCAGAAACCUUUUCACUUACCAUCUUCAAGAGAUUUUCCUGACAGUUGUAAAUGAAUACACAGAUUGGAGCAAACCUGAUCAACACCCUAUCAAUGUUUUAGAUUCAACAGCAGACGCAAUGGGUGACGCCUUGGUGGUAGCACCUUUGGUGAGAACUGGAAAUUAUCAUUCCAAACUGCAACAAAACAAUCAGAAGGGGACAUACCUGUAUGUAUUCAUGUACCAAACCGAAGAAAGUUAUUAUUCUCAAAGGAUGGGGUGCAUACAUGGUGAAGAUAUUCCUUAUGUUUUUGGAGCACCACUGGUUAACAAUCUCUCCCAUUUUCACAGAAAUUUUUCAAGGUCUGAGAGCAGCCUUUCUGAAGCUGUCAUGACUUAUUGGACAAAUUUUGUUAAAUUUGGGGAUCCGAAUAAAGUACCUGAAGAGAAUGAGGGAAAAUCUUCAAAUGAACGUGGACGUGGAAGAUACGAGAAAAUAAACUGGCCUGUGUACGAUAGUAUUCAUCAGAAAUAUAUUGCAUUGGCUAUGAAACCCAGGCUAAGAGAUCAUUAUCACGCUCACCGACUGUCUUUCUGGUUGAAUCUGAUUCCCACUCUCCACCGAUCUGCUGCUGCAGAAACAACUGCUCGGCAUCACCAAUUAGAAGACCACGACAACCCUUUGACAUACGAUGGGAUCUUUAGACAAAGACCUCUAAAAGAACUACACCCAUCCAUGAUGUAUACAACUACCCAGUAUCUUACAACAGAGCAGCUGGCCUUACAUACCGGCACCAUGGAUAUAUCAAGUUCUACUGAAGACAUGGGACUGACAUCAACAGUUGUGACUAAUGACACAGAUACUUUGGCUAUGACCAUGCAACAAGCUACUUAUUCUACGGUACUUACUAUCACCAUAGUCUUUGGUUGCUGCAUUCUUACCAUAAAUUCGCUCAUAUGCUGCGCUAUUUAUUACAAGAAAGACAAGAAUAAGGCCGAAUGUUUACAGAAGAGAGAAUAUCAGUUACAUCCUGAUGGCAUCAGUUGCAACUCUACUCCUCAGUCCAAGCAAGCGCAUCUGAUAAGUUCGGUGCCGUCGCCGAUGGACCACCUUCCGCCGCCGUCUUUCAUGACACUCGCCACUCUGUCCGAAGCUGGCAGCUUGCCUUCUAAGAUCAUGCCCCCAUCGGUCAUUACACAUGAACCACAGCAGCACCCUGAGGCCCAGCCUCUGCUCUCUACAGCAGCACGUUCCACUCCACCACAUGCUAACCACCUGCAUCACCAUCAUCCACACUGGCCACCAACUACUGGUCCGAACCACACAUUACCCAACCAUCCGAAGCAGCAGGAGAUGCGAGUGUGAGCACUUCAGAGAAAAGAGAGAAGAAACGACAGUGUAGCACCUAUCUUUCUGUAGAUCCGUAUAUAAAGAAUUUCUUCAUUUUAAAUAUAAAAAUAUGAAAUAAGCUGAAACGUGAGGUGUUCUUUUCCUUGAUGACCCAAAGGUGCUACAGGACUACUAAGAAAAAGAACAUACUUACAUGACAUGAUUUGAAUUGAAACACCGACGAAAGUGAAAAGAUUGAAUUUAGACGAUGAUAGAAUUUCAUGGCGAAUUACUAAAAUGUACUUUACGCAACUUUCAAGUUUUUCAUUUCAAUUUUUAGAAAAAAGCACAGCAUGUUCUUCGAAGCAAAAUCUCAGCACUAUUUGUGCAUGAUUGAACAAAGAUUUUGCUAUGAAUUUUCAAUGCAAACUUUUGAAUUCAACUAAAGAUAAUUCAGCACUGAGAAGAUUUGCGAAAUGAAACUUCUAUUGGACACUGCGUUAAUCCUUCCUUGUGGAAUAAAGGUGCAGUUUUAUAUUUCGUGUGGAUUUUGACAUUUCUGUUUCAUUAUGAGAUGCACAAGGACACUCAUCAGGAAGAAGAAUUUCAUUUCAUGUAUUGCGUAAAAAUAAUGAGUAGAUGUUAUCUGUAUGAAGUGUUUAAAAUGCAUUUUCGUAUGCUUUUCAUAAAAGUCUACAGUAGUAAUUACACCUGAACAAUUUUCUGACUUUUCUUAUUAUUUUCACUUUUGAUAGAUCUGUUUAGGCAGUUAACCGCUCUAAAAAUUCCAAAACCCCUCAUGAAAGAAGGUCACAUAUCUGUUAUUUAAUUUAAAUGCUACAAGUAAUCCAAUCAAAACGUUUUAAAUUUUUACUGUUUUAUGUAUUUAUUAAUCAUCAGUAAUAUUUCUCAAAAUAAUUAACGUUUUGUAUUUUACUGUGUAGUAAAUUUUA